Molecule: messenger RNA, 543 nt
Organism: Gallus gallus (chicken)
Lineage: Eukaryota; Metazoa; Chordata; Aves; Galliformes; Phasianidae
Gene: CCL32
Product: C-C motif chemokine ligand 1
Exons: 3
Coding region: 61-351 (96 amino acids)
Biological process (GO): immune response; positive regulation of GTPase activity; cellular response to tumor necrosis factor
Cellular component (GO): extracellular region
Molecular function (GO): CCR chemokine receptor binding; chemokine activity
Source: RefSeq, marked provisional
AGCAGCACCAAACCAGCAAGAGCUACUGGUUUCUGGAGCUGACAGCCACCAAGAUUGGACAUGAAGGUCUUCUCCUUGGUCAUGGUCACUCUGCUGCUCGCUGCUGUCUGGACUGAGAGCUCGGGCAAGUCCUUCCGCAGCUCCUACAGCUCCUGCUGCUACAAGAACAUGUUCAUCCAGAAGGAAAUCAACACCUCGCUCAUCCGCAGAUAUCGGGAAACACCCCCAAACUGCUCCCGCAGAGCUAUUAUCGUGGAGCUGAAGAAGGGGAAGAAGUUCUGCGUGGACCCUGCAGAGGGCUGGUUCCAGCAGUACCUGCAGGGAAAGAAGCUGAGCAACACCUCAACGUGAGCUGCCACCAACACCAGCUCUAUUUCUUUGUACUCUGUUGAUAUCUAUUUCUUGGUACCUUGCCGUGACCUGUUGGUGUCUGUGAUGUCUCGUUAACUUAUGGAGCCAGCUCUGCCUUGUCCCCAUCUGUCCCACCUCACACUACUGUACAGCUCUACUGGGAUUUAAUAAAGCUACUUGCUCUGAACUACA